AUGAACAUCCCAAUUCCUCGAGAUGUCAAGAUUACAACAGAAAAAUAUAACGGCAAGGGGGACCCUCAAGAGCAUCUGGAACAAUUCCAGACAAAAAUGAUGGCACAAGAUGUGGCAUAUCCAAUAGCAUGUAGACUAUUUCCCACAACCUUAAAAGAGACAGCCCUUAGGUGGUACUCCGCACUACCACCUAAUUCAAUACAAAGUUGGGAAGAUUUAACCAACCAGUUUCUUGUGCGAUUUGCAACGAGCAAAGCACAAUACAAAUCCACGCACGUGCUGAAAACGGUUCGACAGGAAUCAAAUGAAACUUUGCGCGAUUACCUAAACAGAUUCUUCGAUGAAGCACUUUUGGUCAGAGAUUUGGAUCCACAAGUCUCACUACACAUCAUUACUGAAGGACUGGUUGAAGGCCCUUUCUCUAUGUCGCUAGCCAAACAGCGACCGCGCACCAUAGAGGAACUACGUGCACGAUCAGAAAAAUUCAUCAACCUGGAAGAUUACAAGCGCUCAAGAGAAAUUUCUAACACCAGGGCCAACACGAACAACUUUGAAAGAGAUGUCCAGAAGAAUUUUCAACGAAAAUUUCGUGAAAAAAGAAAGUGGGGAAAAUAUAACAGUUACGCACCUUUAAACACAUCCCAAAGACAGAUUUUAAAGGAAGUAUUCCAAACAGGGUAUGUACGGGUUAACAGACCUCCUCCAAUGCCAAAAGGAGUUCAGCGCGAUGAAACCAAAUUUUGCGAAUUUCACAACGACAAAGUUCAUACAACUGACGAAUGUCUCGCGCUCAAAAAUACCAUUGAGACACUCAUUAGAGAAGGAAAACUUCAAGAAUUCGUUUCCAGCGGCAGGGAGUACAAGACGCAAAGAAGGCGCGAUAGAAGCCUAGAUCACGAUGCAAAUUCCAGUGAACAAAGGGCACGACCCAGGAGAAACUAUAACUCGGCCCGGGACAACGAUCGAAGAAAUGACAGAGCAACGUCAACUGAUAGACGUCAAGGAACUCCACCGCGAAACAGACAGUGA
Molecule: messenger RNA, 1029 nt
Organism: Gastrolobium bilobum
Lineage: Eukaryota; Viridiplantae; Streptophyta; Magnoliopsida; Fabales; Fabaceae
Exons: 1
Coding region: 1-1029 (342 amino acids)
Source: RefSeq, a predicted model, not a curated record